AUGGCCGACUAUUCUGCUGUCAAGCCUGCCAAUUCUGCGCCACUCACCGCCAAGGGAACCGAUGUGCCCUUUACGACGCUUCUUUUUACUCCGCCGCCUCGAAAAAGCGAGCCGGAUUCGUCGUCGACCGCAGAAAGUGAAGAAACCAUCUCUUCUAAUGAGGCAAGCGACUACUUGUCUCUCUUUCCGGCUUCAUUUCGCACCGGCCAAUACAGAGAAGGGAUUAAGCCCGUCCACCAGGACAGCCUCGGCGACUUUCUGAAACAGGAAUUCUGUCUGAACCGUCUGCAUGACAUACACUCCAAGCUCUGGCGAGUGGGAUAUAGGAGAGCCGCAAGGUCUCUGACCGCCCAGCUUCUACAGGGGCGAAGGAUGAUUGUGCUUGCCGAGAGCCUAGACAUGCACCUGGUCUGGGAUAGUGGAAAGAUUUAUAUCAAACCGCUGCCGCGCUACCUUUUGGAGCCUGCGAUAUGGACAAAGUAUCUUCCCAACAAGAAGCAUCAGGGGCAGGCUUCUCUGGGAGUGGCCGCCAGUGCUCCGGUGGCGAAUAGCAAACCGUCCGAGGCAGCGGAUACGGGCGAGAUACGCAAGGCUGCGCUGGGGCUGCUCUAUAGCUAUGCCUGCCUCAUAGCCGACCGUACCGACUUUGAGCUCGCCCUUGAAGAAGGGCUUUUGCCCAAGUUUUUGGACCAGCCGAGCUGGUCAAGGUGGCGUGCGCUUGCAACGGAGAUUUUGGGCUCACAGAUUACUAGCGAGAUGCACCCGCGGUUCAAGCAUGGCGAGCUGAGACUCGGCAGGCUGAACUGGAUCUACCUUUUCAGAGACAUGCCAAAGUUUAAGCUGUAUUUUGAGCCUUGGAACAGUUAUACGGAAUUUGUGUUUGGAAACAUGGCCUGCAUCACUGCCGUCACAGUCUACAUGGUCGUCGUGCUGACUGCGAUGCAGGUGGGCUUGGCCACGAACAAACUAAAGGACAACGCGUCGUUUCAUGAUGCCUCGUACGGAUUUGCCGUCUUCUCCAUCUUGGCGCCCUUGAUUGCCGUGCUACUAAUUGUGGUGGCACUCCUGGUUGUGCUGGUCCCCAACUGGAAGAGCGCGCGAGCGGCAGUAGACACGGCCACGGAUACGGCGUCGUCUCGCUCUCCGGCCGGGACCUUGGGAGAACAGAAAGUUGCCAAGGCAAAUCAACCUGCAGCGGCGACUGUGACUGCACGUUGGCUAGACGGAAGAGACAGUAUCGCAGGAUCUAGUGCUCGGAGUUGUGGCGGUGGAGGAAGACAGACAUCGGGAAGAAAGUUGACCGAUGGAGAAGAUGGCCAAGUAUGA
This is a messenger RNA of Beauveria bassiana ARSEF 2860, 1326 nucleotides long. RefSeq lists its product as uncharacterized. Bases 1 to 1326 code for a protein of 441 amino acids. The record is from RefSeq and is a predicted model, not a curated record. Lineage: Eukaryota; Fungi; Ascomycota; Sordariomycetes; Hypocreales; Cordycipitaceae. The transcript has 2 exons.